CGAUACGUGAGAAACUUACACGCAAGCUUAUACCACUGCCACAACACCCAAAACCUAACGGUCCUCGCGUUGAACCCAAUCAAUUCCCAUUUACGCUUUCUACCCUUUUCGUUGAUCUCGUCCUUCAAGUGCUCGACUUGGCACAAUUCUCGCGGAAGUCGGUAUUGGGGGACGAGGGGAAGUUUAGUUCGCAUUGAAUGAUUGAUCGAUUGGUUUAUUUUUGGUGUUCGAUUUUUGGUUGAUGAGAUUUUGAUUUGCUUUCUUCUUGGGGGUUUAGUGUGAAUGAGAUUGGUGGCGCAGCGAAAUGAGCACGCUGAGGCAGCAGGUGUCGGUUCGGGAACUCGUCGACGAAGCGAAGAAGCGGAUUGUGGUUCUGGUCAUAUGCGUCGUUGGAUUGUCGUACCUCAUGUCCUUGACAAGCUCCUCAGUUUGGGUCAACUUGCCUGCUGCUGCCUCCUUAAUUAUCGGCCUGCGUUAUAUAUCUUUAGAUUUUGACAUGCGGAGAAAAGCUGCAGCAUACAACAGCAACACAUCCUCAGCAAAUACUUUAUCUCAAAAGAUACCCAUUGAACAACCUAAAAUUGUUCAUAAGUCAGACUGGAGAAGCAAAGUGAAUUCUCCUGUUGUUGAGGAUGCAAUAAUGGACUUUACGAGGCAUCUGGUUUCUGAGUGGGUUACAGAUCUCUGGUACUCUAAGUUAACACCUGAUAGAGAAGGCCCGGAAGAACUGUUGAACAUCAUGAAUGGCGUUAUUGGGGAAAUUUCUAUGCGCAUGAAGAAUAUAAAUUUAAUUGAUCUACUGACAAGGGAUCUUAUUAAUCUUGUUUGCAUUCACUUGGAGCUUUUUCGUGCAAAUCAAGCAAAGAUUGAAAAGCAACAUUCAGGUUCACUGACAAAUGAACAUCGAGAUAUGGAACUAAGACGCAUCCUUGCUAACGAGAACAAAUUGCACCCUGCUCUAUUUUCGCCUGAAGCUGAGCACAAGGUUUUGCAGCAUCUGAUGGAUGGUCUUAUUUCUUUCACAUUCAAGCCUGAAGAUGUGCAGUGCCUUUUCUUCCGUUACAUGGCUAGGGAGCUUCUAGCUGGUGCAGUAAUGCGACCAGUGCUAAAUCUAGCUAGUCCGAGGUUUGUUAAUGAAAGAAUUGAAGUCUUAGUCCUUAACAUGACCAAAGCGAAAAAAGGGGCCUUGACAGUAGAAGGGGCAUCUCAGUCCAGAUCAGACGAGUCUUCAAGGAUUUCAUCGGAUCAUUUUUCUAAGUUCUUGGAUCCUACUGCUACUGGUGUUGAACUAGUGCAGUUAAAAAAUGAUCAGUCUAGAACUGCUGCAAAUACUUCUGCAACAGAUAAUGCAAAUGGAAAUAAAGAUCCACUGCUUUCCCUUGAUCCUCGAUCAAUCCGUUCAUUGAACUCAUUGCCUUUCAACUUCCAAACAAGUGAUGAAAAAGGUAUUCAACGAAAUGUCUCAGGAGGGGAAUGGGGUGACAUGUUAGAUCAGAUUUCCCGCAGAAAGACUCAAGCCCUUGCUCCUGAACAUUUUGAGAACAUGUGGACAAAAGGUAGGGAUUAUAGAAAGAAGGUAGGUGAAAAUCGGGUAAUUGGACAAGUACCACAGGGUUCUUCAGCAGGGAAGUCCGUUAAAGUGGAUCACUCAAAGGAAAUAUCCAAGACCAAAGAAAAGAACACUGUAGCCAAGGGUAAUCACUCUGAGAGUAGCACUGUUCACUCUGGAUAUACUGAUCGGCUUCCCAUAGUAAACUCAUUCCUCCCUACAGAUCGGAACAUAUCAAGUCGCACUUCAUUUAUUUCAUAUGAAGAUGAUGAACAAAACAACCUUAUGCGUUUGGAGGAGGUUGACUCAGGGAGCAGUACUUCUUAUACAUCUGAAGAUGAAGAAACUGGCAAUGUGACAGGCCUUGAUUCUCCUGGAACUAAAGUAUGGGAUGGUAGAAGUAUCAGAAAUCUGGCUAUUUCUCACAUUCAUCACCCACUUGAAAAUUCAGAAGGCCUUGUAGGAAAGAAGACUGGUAAAGGGCAUAUUCACUAUCAAAGAUUAGCUAGAACCCAGGCUGGCUGUAAAAGGUCUAGACGAAGCAGUCAGAAGACCCAUGUUUGGCAGGAGGUUGAGAGAACAAGUUUCUUGUCUGGCGAUGGGCUGGAUAUACUUAGUUCCGCAAAAGGAUAUGCCAAUGGCGAGGACUCUAGUGAUGAUUAUGAGAUUGAAAAUUCAGGUAGAGUUCAAAGUGGAGCAGCUGCUUCUUCAUCCGCACCUUCUUUUUCUGUACCAGAAAGUCAUAGUUUGACUGUUAAUUCCCUGCACAACACACUGUCAGGGGCUUCAUUUUUUAAGUUGAGAUGUGAGGUAUUGGGUGCGAAUAUUGUGAGAAGUGGCUCAAAAACAUUUGCUGUUUAUUCUAUAUCUGUUGCAGAUGUAGAUAAUAACAGUUGGUCGAUCAAAAGAAGGUUUCGUCACUUUGAGGAGCUCCAUCGGCGUCUAAAAGAGUUUCAGGAAUAUAAUCUUCAUUUGCCACCAAAGCAUUUUCUAUCGACAGGUUUAGAUGUACCUGUCAUUCAAGAAAGGUGUAAAUUGCUUGACAAAUAUUUAAAGAAACUCAUGCAGCUUCCAACAAUUUCAAGAUCAAUUGAAGUUUGGGACUUUCUCAGUGUUGACUCUCAGACUUAUCUGUUCUCGAAUUCCUUUUCUAUCAUUGAAACUUUGUCAGUUGAUCUAGAGGAUAAGCCAUCAGAAAAGAGUAAAAAGCUUCCAAAUUUACUUGGACCUGUUACCAACAACGUAUCUUCAAGGAGAGAACAUUUAGGCUCCGAAAGUAAGGAGCCUGCAUUCCAUGCGAAGAGUAAUGUUAUGGCAGAUGGGCUACGAUCAAAUGGAAAAGAUGCUAGGCUGCAAAACUAUGCAGCUUCACCCACUUACUUGGGGAACCCGGUAACAGGAAGAGAUGACAAUGCUUUGGAAGAGGCAUCCGAGUCGCUUCUUGAUGCUGCUACUGACCCAACCCUUCCUACAGAGUGGGUGCCGCCAAAUUUAAGUGUCCCCAUAUUAGAUUUGGUAGAUGUCAUCUUCCAGCUUCAAGAUGGCGGAUGGAUCAGGCGGAAGGCUUUUUGGGUGGCCAAACAGAUACUACAACUAGGAAUGGGUGAUGCCUUUGAUGAUUGGUUAAUUGAAAAAAUCCAGCUUUUGCGUAAGGGAUCAGUUAUUGCUUUAGGGAUCAGGCGGGUUGAGCAGAUACUCUGGCCUGAUGGGAUAUUCAUAACUAAGCAUCCAAAGCGACGACCACCACCAUCUACUAAUCAAUCCCAGAAUUCACCUCAUGGCCAACAACCGACAGGAAUAUCUUCACCUAAACUUACUUAUGAGCAACAACAGGAGGCAGUUCGACGUGCAAAGUUUGUAUAUGAGCUAAUGAUUGAUAACGCGCCAGCUGCUAUCGUAGGUCUUGUUGGUCGUAAGGAGUAUGAACAGUGUGCAAAGGAUCUCUAUUUCUUUAUUCAGUCAUCCGUUUGUUUGAAGCAGCUUGCUUUUGACCUUCUCGAGUUGCUGCUGUUGUCUGCGUUUCCAGAGCUAGAUUAUGUUUUCAAACAGUUGCAAGAAGAAAAGCAUAAGUUUGGUGAAUUUAAGGAAAAUUAAUGGAAAUUAAACUACAGAUAUUGCUUGAUAACUGGUGCAUUUUUUUCCCAAAUUUGAUGGCAUCUAUUGUUGGCUAAUCAUCGAUUCAUUCAUAUGUCCGAAUCCUGUAAUUAGCAUUUUGGUUUGGCAUCUGAGAAAAUUCCGAAAUUGUAUGUAAACAACGAUGAGAUUAGUGCAAAUAUAUCUUUUAUAAAGCUUUCCUCCUA
Molecule: messenger RNA, 3849 nt
Organism: Carya illinoinensis
Lineage: Eukaryota; Viridiplantae; Streptophyta; Magnoliopsida; Fagales; Juglandaceae
Exons: 16
Coding region: 305-3643 (1112 amino acids)
Molecular function (GO): phosphatidylinositol binding
Source: RefSeq, a predicted model, not a curated record